Paraphaeosphaeria sporulosa is the source of this 1014-nucleotide messenger RNA. RefSeq lists its product as uncharacterized. The record is from RefSeq and is a predicted model, not a curated record. Bases 1 to 1014 code for a protein of 337 amino acids. The transcript has 2 exons. Lineage: Eukaryota; Fungi; Ascomycota; Dothideomycetes; Pleosporales; Didymosphaeriaceae.
AUGAUUGACCAAAAAGCCUUCGACGAAGGAACCUUCAACACGAACCCGGAAAAGUUCAAAGAGACUAUCGAUGUGCUUCCGCAAGAGAAAAUUGCGGAAGCUCCUACGGUACUAGCGAACGUUCAUCCAGCGGCGGAUUCAGACAGUCACACCGAUCGUGUCGCUCGCGUCGAUAACAAGGCAAAAAAACUCAGAGAUUCUGUCGAGCAGGCUAGGACCGAGACUUUACCCUCGCAAGAGGGUGCCACGCUCGACCGUGGUUUCGCACAGCAUAGCUCAUCUUCGGACUACGCGAGCUCUUCAGGUGACAAUGGAAGCAAGCUUCAUGCGGGUCAAACACGCCGCAUCACAAACGAUGGCAUCAUAGGGUUCAAAGCGUGCCCUUUUAAAGGCCCAGCAAGGGUUGCAUCAAAGGAACAUCGCCGGAAGGUGUCGCUAAAGCUUCCUAUCAAUGUUGCUACCCCUCAGCGAGUCUGUGCACGUUCAAGCACACAGCACACGCGCGGCGUUUCAAUCAGCACCGACGAUAGUGCCGUUGCUCCCUACGAGGCGGAAGAGCGUGAGUUGGGGUACAAGCAUCGGCACAUCUUUGUUGGUACCGCGUCUUUGGAUGACUUUCUUGAAAUCCUUGAGGUUACGUCUACAUACACUACGACGAAACGGCAGGUUGUUAAAGCUUUCGGCAUCCUAGCUUGCGCCGAGCAGGUGCACGCACGUCAGUCUUCAAACUCAUCUGAUGGUUGGAACUUCGUAACCCGCACGACGCACGACGACAUACUCACCCAUACAGACUAUCUCACGGAAGCACACGUCAAGCUCGGAUCCAUCUCCCUGGGCAAGUUCCUCGGGCAGAUCCCGUUUGACGACAAAGGCGAUGUCGCUGCGGUCAAGGUCGUGGACGCGUUUUGUCUUGCGAGCCACCUCGACGGCGAAGCUAGGUACGGAGCACAGUCGAAAGCUAAAGCGUUCCGCAGCUGGUAUGUGCGGGAGAGUGCGGUGAAGCAGGAUUCUUGA